GUAGUUGUGGAGAUUAUGGAAAUUAAAUUCAGUAAGUAGGUUAUGUAAUUAGAAUUUUAGGUAGUCUUUAGCUAUAAAUCUUCAUGUCGCCUUAAUGGGAUCAGUCCCAGUGUCUUUUGUAGAACAAGUAUCGAAUCAACUCUUAAGACAUGUUAAAAGUUUGUUGAGUGAAUCUGUUUGGGAAUAAAUGCCCAAGUAAAAAGAACAGUGAUUUCUUUUGUGGCAGAUAUUUGUGGAAAAAUACGGAUGGUGGUUUUUAUUAUCUUCCUACCAUUUGUCCAUAAGUGCUGUAAAUUAGAUCUGCUUAGAUGCUGCCUCUGGUAACAUGGUGGCAAAAUGACACUAUAUUGUAUUAGACUCUGGAUCUGUUACUUGAAUGGGAACAGGUUCUCUUUAUCCAUGACUGGUCUUUUUGACUCAAUGUCGAAAAUAUAGAUUAGAAUACCUUUAUAUCUUUUCAUGACUUGUGAAGUACUCUGCAGAAAUAAGUUUUAACUCAGAAAGCUUAUCAGACUUAAUCAUUAUAGGUGUGUUAAUUCCAAGUAAAAAUACUGAUUAUCUAGCUGGUGCUGAAAUCUCACUGUAAUGUAGUGCACCUACACAGUGGUUGAACCCCCCACCUCUCCCUUUUCUGGCAGGAGAGUACCACAUCUGUCCUACAAUCUGAUGUAGCCCUGCAGAGGUGGAUUGCUGGUCACAUGUGUGGCAGACUGGAAUGUAGGACUGGAAGGGACGUUCUGGGCCUUAGAGUUUAGUGCUGCAUUUGCAGACAACCAUUUGUCCCAAGGAGUUCAUAGGAAUAUCCAGCCUCUUGCGUCACAGGUGCAAAAGCGCCCCAGACACAUUUUUUCAUGUUAAAUGUUUUGCAUCUAGAAAUCAAAAGAACUAUGGAGGCAGUUCAGAACUGUAAAGUGUGAAUGUCUUGGAGAAAAUAAUUGAACAGGCAAGGUAACUCAAAUAAGAAAUCUGAGGUGGGAUGCUAUUUUUAAUGUCCUUUUUUUCUUUGGAAAUGGGCUUUAUCCAUCAUCAGUAGAGAAGAUGGAUUGGGUGAUGCAAGCAAAAUUUCCCUCAGGUUCUGACACCAAUGGUUGGGCAUUCAUUGUGAAGGGUAUGUUGGUUUUACUGUGAUUGUGCUUUCUCAAGGUAUAUUCUCCUUUCAAAAAUGUGAAGUUGAGAAAACAGCAUACUGAUUAUUCUAUAACAGGGCUGUCAAACUUCUUAGCAGCUGGUGGCUGCACAUUGUAUGGCCCCCAAAUGCCAAGUGGGGUGCAGGGGCAAGAAGCAGAAACUGCAGGAUAGAGGGAGAACCUGGAGACUCCCAGCAGCGGCACAAAGAGAUGGGGAGACUGACAGCCAGCUGGCUGCCUGCAGGAUGCAUAUGCCUUGGGCUGUGAGUUGGACAGCCUUGUUCUAUAUAGGAAUAUUGGUUCAAAUUCUUGGGGAAUCUCCUUCAUCCUGCUUAUGUUGAUGAGGGCAAAAUUAUCAGUUUCCUUCUGUACCCUAGAAUAAUUUAUUUCUAUUGUAUUACUUUGACAUCAUGACAGUAAUGUCUGUCUUGUUUGGCUUGUCUCUCUGCAAACCUACCGUGGAAGGAUGCCUGUCAUGCUAGAUUUGGCUUGUCUACCUGCAAAUCUUAAAUGGAAUGAUGAGGAACUUCAAGAAUGAAUUGUCUAGAGCAAAAGGAAGAAAAGCAAGUAAGCUUGCAUAUUACGGACUGGUUUCUGAACAUAUUUCUAAUACAGUGGGGUUACAGAAGAUGAUAAAGAAAUGAUAGCAGCUCCAGAAAUACCAACUGAUUUUACUCUCCUUCAGGAGUCUGAAACACACUUUUCUUCCGAUACAGACUUUGAAGAUAUUGAAGGAAAAAAUCAAAAACAAGGCAAAGGAAAAACUUGUAAAAAGGGGAAAAAAGGCCCAGGGGAAAAGGGGAAAGGUGGAAACGGAGGAGGGAAGCCUGGUGGUCCAAAUCGGAUGAAUGGGCAUCACCAACAGAAUGGUGUGGAAAACAUGAUGCUGUUUGAAGUAGUUAAAAUGGGCAAGAGUGCUAUGCAGUCUGUAGUGGAUGACUGGAUAGAGUCAUACAAACAUGACAGAGAUAUAGCACUUCUUGAUCUCAUCAACUUCUUUAUUCAGUGUUCAGGCUGCAAAGGAGUUGUUACGGCAGAGAUGUUUCGACACAUGCAAAAUUCUGAAAUAAUCCGAAAAAUGACUGAAGAGUUUGAUGAGGAUAGCGGAGAUUAUCCACUUACUAUGGCUGGUCCUCAGUGGAAGAAGUUCAAAUCCAGUUUUUGUGAAUUCAUUGGAGUACUCGUCCGGCAGUGUCAAUAUAGUAUCAUAUAUGAUGAAUAUAUGAUGGAUACAGUGAUUUCACUACUUACAGGACUAUCAGAUUCACAAGUCAGAGCAUUUCGACACACUAGCACACUGGCAGCUAUGAAGCUGAUGACUGCUUUAGUGAAUGUGGCAUUAAAUCUUAGUAUUAACAUGGACAAUACACAACGGCAGUAUGAAGCAGAGCGAAAUAAAAUAAUUGGGAAACGAGCAAAUGAUAGGCUGGAACUCUUGCUACAGAAAAGGAAAGAGCUUCAGGAAAAUCAGGAUGAGAUAGAAAACAUGAUGAAUGCAAUAUUUAAAGGUGUUUUUGUGCAUAGAUACCGAGAUGCAAUAGCUGAAAUAAGAGCUAUCUGCAUUGAAGAGAUUGGAAUUUGGAUGAAAAUGUACAGUGAUGCCUUUCUUAAUGACAGCUAUUUAAAAUAUGUGGGUUGGACUAUGCAUGAUAAGCAAGGAGAAGUAAGACUCAAAUGUCUUACUGCUUUGCAAGGGCUUUACUAUAAUAAAGAGCUUAAUUCCAAAUUGGAACUCUUUACCAGUCGAUUCAAGGAUAGAAUUGUGUCUAUGACUCUGGACAAAGAAUAUGAUGUUGCAGUCCAAGCAAUAAAAUUACUUACUCUUGUUUUACAGAGUAGUGAAGAAGUUCUGACGGCAGAAGACUGUGAAAAUGUCUACCAUCUAGUUUACUCAGCUCAUCGGCCAGUAGCAGUAGCAGCAGGGGAAUUUCUUUAUAAAAAGCUUUUCAGUCGCAGAGAUCCUGAAGAUGAUGGAAUGUUGAAAAGAAGGGGGAGACAAGGUCCAAAUGCAAAUCUUGUCAAGACACUAGUGUUUUUCUUUCUGGAAAGUGAAUUACAUGAGCAUGCUGCGUAUCUUGUGGAUAGCAUGUGGGACUGUGCAACAGACCUCCUGAAGGACUGGGAAUGUAUGAAUAGUCUUCUAUUGGAGGAACCACUCAAUGGGGAGGAGCCUUUAACAGAUAGACAAGAAAGUGCACUGAUUGAAAUAAUGCUUUGUACAAUUCGACAAGCAGCUGAAUGCCAUCCACCUGUGGGAAGAGGAACAGGGAAAAGGGUGCUGACAGCAAAGGAAAAGAAAACGCAGUUGGAUGACAGGACAAGAAUUACAGAGCUCUUUGCAGUGGCACUUCCUCAGUUAUUAGCAAAAUAUUCUGUGGAUGCAGAAAAAGUCACCAACUUGUUACAGUUACCGCAGUAUUUUGAUUUGGAAAUCUAUACAACAGGGCGAUUAGAAAAGCAUCUGGAUGCCUUACUGCGACAGAUCCGGGAUAUUGUAGAGAAGCACACAGAUACAGAUGUUUUGGAAGCAUGUUCUAAAACAUACCAUGCACUCUGUAAUGAAGAGUUCACUAUCUUUAACAGAGUUGACAUUGCAAGAAGUCAGUUAAUAGAUGAAUUGGCAGACAAGUUUAAUAGACUUCUUGAAGACUUCCUGCAAGAGGGGGAAGAACCCGAUGAAGAUGAUGCUUAUCAGGUCCUAUCAACAUUAAAAAGAAUCACUGCUUUUCACAAUGCUCAUGACUUGUCGAGAUGGGACUUGUUUGGUUGCAACUACAAGUUAUUGAAAACUGGGAUUGAAAACGGAGACAUGCCCGAACAGAUUGUUAUUCAUGCACUGCAGUGUACUCACUAUGUAAUCCUUUGGCAGCUAGCAAAAAUUAGUGAAAGCAGCUCCACAAAGGAGGACCUUUUACGUUUGAAGAAGCAGAUGAGGGUGUUCUGCCAAAUCUGUCAGCACUAUCUGACCAAUGUAAACACUGCUGUCAAAGAGCAGGCUUUCACAAUUCUGUGUGAUGUGUUAAUGAUUUUCAGCCAUCAGAUUAUGACAGGAGGAAGAGACAUGUUAGAGCCACUUGUUUACACUCCUGAUUCUUCGUUGCAGUCUGAACUGCUAAGCUUUAUUUUAGAUCAUGUCUUCAUUGACCAGGAUGAUGACAACAAUAGUGCAGAUGGACAGCAAGAUGAUGAAGCUAGCAAGAUUGAAGCAUUGCACAAAAGAAGAAACUUGCUUGCAGCUUUUUGUAAACUUAUUGUAUAUACUGUGGUGGAAAUGAAUACUGCUGCAGAUAUUUUUAAGCAAUAUAUGAAGUAUUACAACGACUAUGGAGAUAUUAUCAAAGAAACAAUGAGUAAAACAAGACAGAUAGACAAAAUCCAGUGUGCAAAGACACUUAUUCUUAGUUUGCAGCAGCUCUUCAAUGAGAUGAUUCAAGAAAAUGGUUACAACUUUGACAGAUCGUCACCAACGUUCAGUGGCAUUAAGGAACUUGCUCGGCGCUUUGCUUUAACAUUUGGACUUGAUCAGCUCAAAACAAGAGAAGCUAUUGCAAUGUUACACAAAGAUGGCAUAGAAUUUGCUUUUAAAGAGCCUAAUCCACAGGGUGAGAGCCAUCCACCUUUAAAUUUGGCAUUUCUUGAUAUUCUGAGUGAGUUCUCCUCCAAACUUCUCAGACAAGACAAAAGAACAGUGUAUGUUUACCUGGAGAAGUUCAUGACUUUUCAGAUGUCUCUACGAAGAGAAGAUGUGUGGCUUCCACUCAUGUCUUACAGGAACUCUUUAUUAGCUGGAGGUGAUGAUGAUACUAUGUCAGUUAUUAGUGGAAUCAGCAGUCGAGGCUCUACAGUAAGAAAUAAGAAAACAAAGCCAGCAACAGGGAAGCGGAAAGUACCUGAAGCUGAAGAAAGCAGUAGUAGUGAUAGCAUGUGGCUGAACAGGGAGCAGACAAUGCACACACCAGUCAUGAUGCAGACUCCACAGCUCACUUCCACAAUCAUGAGAGAGCCCAAGAGAUUGCGACCUGAAGAGAAUUACAUGGGCGUCUAUCCUAUGCAGCCUGAACACCAUCAAGCUCCACUUGAUUACAACACACAGGUAACGUGGAUGUUGGCCCAAAGGCAACAAGAAGAAGCAGCUAGGCAACAGCAGGAGAGGGCAGCAAUGAACUAUGUCAAACUGAGAACCAACCUUCAGCAUGCCAUUCGGCGUGGUACAAGCCUAAUGGAAGAUGAUGAGGAGCCAAUUGUUGAAGAUGUAAUGAUGUCAUCAGAAGGGCGAAUUGAAGACCUUAAUGAAGGCAUGGAUUUUGACACCAUGGAUAUAGACUUGCCACCAUCAAAGAAUCGGAGAGAAAGAACGGAGCUAAAACCAGAUUUCUUUGACCCUGCUUCAAUCAUGGAUGAAUCGGUUCUUGGGGUGUCAAUGUUUUAAUACCAGAUCAGCAAAUAAAUCAGUGGUGAAGUCAUUUUCUAAGUGGAAGAGGAAGUUUUUAAAUACAAAAUUGUGGUAGAUACAGUGAAAUUCUGAACAGAUUUUUCUCUAAGGAGAAUGACAUGCUUUCAAGAUCAAGUGCAUUGAAGGGGCAGUUUUGUUUGCCUGAAAAAUGAAAUGUAAAGGACAAGUAAACAAUUUGCGGAUAAGCUACAGUUUUUGUUGGAAAACCAAUAUUUUAUUUAUGUGUUACCAGUUUAUUUCCAAAUCAUAACAAGUAUUGCCUCCUUAGUUUUGAUCUAAAAGUCUGAGAGGGGUUUGAUACCAAUUUGUUAAGGCCCUCUCUUUAUUCUUUGCCUGGUUGUACUAAAUCAUGAGCUCUGCUGGAUUCCUGUUUACAUCUGUGGACUGAAAUGGUAGAUGGAUUGAUUUUGUAGAGUAGUAGAACCAGAAGUUUUGACAUUUUAAAUUAAAUGCUUAAAUUGCAUCAAGAGAAGCUUUGUUUUAAUUAUGAUAACCACAUAAAAAAGUAAACAUAGCAAAAAUUUUAUCGACACUUUUUUCAUUUAAAAUGUUUUUCAAAUCCAAAAGCAUCACUAUAACCUUCUCUGAAAGGUCCAGAAACCACGAACUUCCAGAAAGCAACAGAACUCAAUCUUGCUUGCCCAUUAUCAACCCUGAAAGUUUGCUUGUCCUUUAAGAAAAAAUGUAAUGUUGUGAAAUUCCUUCCAGUAGUGCCACUGUAUUUUGUCUCCAAAUAAAGAAGCUUAUUGUAGUAUGUUUGCAGAAAAAUUCUAAACAAAAAUUAUACAGCUUAUUAGAGUGUGGGAAUAGGGAUCUAAAUUUUAAAUAAAAUUAUAUAUAUAUAUAAAUUGGUGCUGAUUUUAUAAUUGCGCAGUUUGUUUAGUUUUUUCUUACUUUUAAAUUCCAACUUAAAAUUAUGAGGUUUCAGAAAUAUAUUGAAAGUUUAACAAUGUUUAAAAAUAGAAAAGCAUGAGAAUUCAUGCUUUAAAAUGAUUUUUAAAUUUGUAUUUUAUAUUGUUUUAUCUAUCUGUCUUUGCAAGCAGUCUUCAGGUUAAAGAUACUUCUAACAGGUUACAGUACAUUUCCUCUGUAUGUAAAUUAGAUUGGAUAAUAGAAAUUCAUAAACAACCCAUAAUAUUCUUUGAAAGCUAAGCUUUAAACUUCAUUUUGUGUCCUUUCAUAAAUAAAUUAAAUCAGUCUAAAACAGAAAGUGGAUCUAUGCCAUUUUGACAUCAACUCAUUUUGCAAGGCUUAGGCAGCUAGACAUCAUUUUAAAGGAAAUAUUAACUUAUAUUACAUAUGUAUAUUUUUUGUCAGUUGUCUCUCAGUUCUUGAGGUAUAUUAUUUUAAUCAUUCCAUGCCUUAAUAUGCUUGCAAUACAAGAAUCUCCCCAAAUGGGUGAAUACAAAAAGGCUUCCUGUUUCUAGAUUCAGAAAAUAAACAUUGGGCUGUGGUAGCCAAAAACCAUAGGUUAUCUAAAGGAUCAUGAUAAAAUAUAAUUAUUUUACUAAAUCAUGGGGUAACAACAAACUCAAAACCAAUUCUGCCUAACUCAUUUUACGUAAAUAAAUAUUCUCAUGUCUAAAAGUACUGCCUAUAUUGUUUUUCACACCACUGCAUUUAAUAGAACUGCUGAGAGGACUGUAUAUAUGAUUUUAAACUUAAGUUGAUUUUUUCUUACUCUUGAAGGAGUGUUUCUUUGUGAAAGCAGUUCUUACAGCUUUAUGUUUUCAACCAGCUAAAAAUGUUUUAUAUAUUUACCUUAACCUGUUGUCCUCCACAUUCUAUUGUCCUAAUUGUACUGUUUUCUGAUUUGUAUUUAUGUCUUGAGACAGUAACUUUUUGAAUAAAAAUAAACCUACAGUAUGUUGUAUGUUUGAUCUUUUUAAAUCGGGUAGGGGAAUACAAUGAAAAUAAGGGUGUAAUGCAAAUGUUAUGUUUAUAGAAAUCAAAUCUUUUUCCAUGUCUUUUAAGUGUUUGUCUCAAGAGUUGGGAUACUGUAUGGAAAACUGCACUGUUUUAUAUUUGUAAUAAAUUGUACAAGUUUUUAAAAUGUGAAUAAAGCACUAAUUGGGUUAAUAAUUUAAAGUAGAAAAGUUAUGCAAUCAUGACUGUUUUAAAUAUUCUUUAAUUUGAGGUUAAUUGCUAUACAGAACAUUAACUGUAAAUACAGAGU
This is a messenger RNA of Alligator sinensis (Chinese alligator), 7756 nucleotides long. It is a transcript of the gene STAG2, whose product is annotated as stromal antigen 2. Gene Ontology annotation, molecular function: chromatin binding. Gene Ontology annotation, biological process: sister chromatid cohesion. NCBI's taxonomy places the organism in Eukaryota, Metazoa, Chordata, Crocodylia, Alligatoridae. Bases 1768 to 5556 code for a protein of 1262 amino acids. The transcript is spliced from 34 exons. Gene Ontology annotation, cellular component: chromatin; nucleus; cohesin complex. The record is from RefSeq and is a predicted model, not a curated record.